CCUAUAUUAAUCUGCUCCAACCCCAGCAUCAGCACUACUCACUGACAAGCGGACCGCAGAGGCACGAGGACGACGGCUACAAAUGUUUAUCUUAGAUAUGUUUAGCUACUUUGGAAGAAAUAUUUUAAACUAAAAUUACUUAAUCGAAAAUAUAUCUGUGAUUAUUUUUUUCCUGCAGUUUUCCAUGUCCAAUGCGCAAGACGAUGGCCAUCUUUUGGUGUGUUUAGUUGAAAUCGUCUGCGACUGUGCGUUCAACUGCGGAGUUUUUAUUUGUUUUUUAUAUUAUUUGUGGUGGUUAAAUAAUUAUUUAUAACUUUGUUGUUCCCAUGCGGUUUUCGGUAGUUCGAACACGAUGUCCAAAGCCAUCAAAUGACUGAGAUUUGGAUUUUAUAGAACGCCUUUUGAUUUGGGACGUCAACGACUCGUGGUUGAAUUAUAGUUGUUUUUCAAAUUACAAUUUUUGUCAGGAUGCUCAAUUUAAUUGUUGGGAUUUUAUACCUGGUAAGUGGACGCACGGCGCGCGCCAACGAGGGUGCCACAGGUAGCCGCUUCGUCUGCAACGCAAUCCCCCCGGGAGCGGAACCAGGUUGCGGAUACGGCCCCACGGGGAACCGCGUUCAAAGCACGAGCCAGGUGGAGGACGAGUUGCGGAACACUAUCAUCCAGCUCCGUGAGACCAUACUGCUACAGAAGGAGACGAUCGUCAGCCAGCAGGGCACAAUCAAGGAGCUCAACUCCAAGCUUGCGCGCUGCGAAUCGUCCGCGGACGACACGUCACAGAGCAGAGCUCGGGGUCAGGGCUCCAGACGUAAGGAGUACGGCAAGAACACGAUGGGGGACCUGCCCCGUGACCCCAGCGAGACCAUAGACCAGUUGGGCAAGACCAUGCAGAGUCUCAAGGGUCGACUGGAGAGCUUGGAGCAGCAGCAACAGCAGCAGCUGCGUCUCCCUGGCAGCAACCUGUCAUUGACCAGCGGUGGUGGUGGCGGAGGUGGAGGUGGCGGGGGUCCAGUGGCAUCCCUGCCCCCCCUGGCCCCCCUGCCCACAGAGCUGCGAGAGGUGCUCCGCCAGCGGCUGGAGGUGUUAGAAGGCCAGCUGCUGAGAAAAGUGUCUGAGCUGGAGGAGGAGAAGAGUCAGCUCCUGAACGAGACGGCCGGCCACCGCCAGCGCACAGAGAGCAUGCUCAGCUCUCUGCUGGAGCGCAUCACCGAGCUGGAGAGAACCAACAACGCUUUCAAGUCGCCGGAGGACUUCAAGGUGUCCCUGUCAGUGCGCACCAACUACCUGUUCGGCCGCAUCAAAAAGAGCCUGCCAGAGAUGUACGCCUUCACCGUGUGCAUGUGGCUGAAGUCCAGCGCCAGCCCAGGUAUCGGCACCCCAUUCUCCUACGGCGUGCCGGGCCAGGCCAAUGAGAUUGUGCUCAUUGAGUGGGGGAACAACCCCAUUGAGCUGCUGGUGAACGAUAAGGUGGCCCAGCUGCCUCUGUCUGUAAGCGAUGGCCGCUGGCAUCACAUCUGCAUCACCUGGACAACCAGGGAUGGCUUCUGGGAAGCCUACCAGGAUGGAGAGCGGCUGGGCACAGGGGACAACCUGGCCCCCUGGCACCCAAUUAAGCCUGGAGGAGUCAUCAUCCUGGGCCAGGAGCAGGACAUUGUGGGCGGUCGCUUCGAUGCCACCCAGGCGUUCGUGGGCGAGAUGAGUCAGUUCAACAUGUGGGACCGGGUGCUGCGCCCCGGGGACAUCAUCGGCAUGGCCAAUUGCUCGGCCUACAUGCCCGGCAACGUCAUCCCCUGGGUGGACACCAAUGUUGAAGUGAUGGGCGGUGCCACCAAAGCACCCCUUGAGAUCUGCGAGGAGCGUGCAUUCGAUUCCUAAAAGAGGAGGGUGAUCAUGAUGAUGAUGACGAUGGUGUAAAGGUACUGUGAGAUGAAGUGGAACGGAAGCUCCAUUGAAAAAGAGUGAGGCCCUUUAAUAAAAAAGGGGGUUUUGUGUAGGGUGACACAGAGCUGUGAAAGCAGGGUCACGUGGUUUGGCUCGGCUGGGUCUAGGCGCACACCGUUUUCGGUCGAUAGAAUCCUAUAUUUUUUUGUGUGCAAAAUAUCCAAACCCACCAGGACUACGCUCCACUACUGGGGCCACUAUGAAGUCAUGUGAUCUUGCCUUUCCGUGUUUCACUACCUGUUUUGGAUGAGAUUACAUUUUAGAAAAUUAGAAGGGAAAGCUGAAACCCCAACUUCCCAUCCGCUUUCAUCCAUCCUCUGACGAACUGUGUAUGUAGUAACUAUGCAGUCUCAAAGUUUGGAUUUAUCCACUGUGACUAUUGGCUCCACACACACGUUUACCUUGCUUGGUGAGAUUGAUUGGGAGGGGAUAUCCUAGAUGAUUUGUAGGGGGAUGACAAAUAAGGACGCCUGUUAUUGAUAUUCAAAUGUCACUUUAUGCAUGUGUAGCCUGGGUUGGAUAAAAAUAUGUUUUCAAAAACGGCAGCGCAUGUUGUCUGUGAAUACGCACAAGCAUUUUGUGUGCUUGAAAUUAUGUAAGUGUGUGUGUGUGUGUGGGUGUGUGUUUCUGUGUGUCUGCACACACAUGUUGGAGUAAGUGCGUGGGAAUAAAUGUUAGUUUUUUUGUGACAGAGAGAGAGAGAGAGAGAGAGAGAGAGAGAGAGAGAGAGAGAGAGCGCGAGAGACAGAGCGAGAGAGCGCGAGAGAGAGAGAGAGCGAGAGAGAGAGAGAAUGACAUGCGUAUAAGCCUCGUUGCUGACGUAUCUCGUGAGGGAACAACAUCACCAUCCUAACUCCCUGAUUCUAGAUCAGCUGUUCGUCCCGAACCAGAUUUUGAAGAGAGACUAGAGACGCCUAGCUCAGGUAAAAUAAUCAAAUAAAUAAAUUACAAAAACAAUUUAAUAAGUUGUGGCUCAGGACGUUCAGCAGAGCCUGGAAGCAACCAAGGCAAGUGUCCAGACAGAGGUGGGCGGAGUCGGUCUGGGCCCUGGCGGAACACCCCUUUAAUUCCCUCCUCUAACAAAUAAUUAAUUUGAUGUGAGUCAGCAUGACUGGGAGCUGAUAUUCAUCAAGGACGACAGUGUGUUCUUCUUGUGUAAGUGCAGGCGCGCGCAAAACAAAAGCCAACAGAACGGGCCGAUGAUGACAAAGGCUUUACAAAAGUUUCAUUUUUGUAUAUUUGUUUGGGUUGUAUGGACACCAGGGAAGUCAUUCCAUGUCGUUGUGACUUCUGUCUUGAAGGAAGGUGGCCUUUCACAGCAUGGAUAUGAGAUGACUGAACAAGGAAAACUAUCUAAAGAACAACAAGACAUGGAAUCAAUGAGGGUUGGGUUGAUCGAACAGCGCAACGCAAGUGGUGGUGUUUUGUCAGACGGUUUACUUUAUUCUUUGAAUGUUGUGUAUUGAUGUUGCUUCUUCUGCCGCCCAUUUUCCAUUCAUAGUAUAACUUUGUUGACACCAAAAUGCCUGGUAGGGAAUCAUGAGAUUAAGGGACAUUUAAAAACAUUGAGACAGUGAUGAAUAGUACAGAUGGCUAUCAUUAAAGUAUAAUUCCUGCGAAAAUUUAACCCAGGGUGUAUUUUUCGUUGAUAAUUGAGUAUAGAGCUUGACCGCAAAUGCCCGGAGCAAUGAAACAGCCCAAAUGGCUUCCACGUUAUAAACGUAAAUAAUAUAAUAGAGGCACCAAAAGUUUUUAAAACAGCCAAUUAUCACCGGUAAGGCACAGACUUGAAAAAGUAUUUUUUAAUAAAUUCCUGGUACGUUCCCUAAGUUGUUGAUGAUUCGUUUUAUGUGUAGGGACCCUAGUCAUGCUACUGCAGAGGUUUUGAGCUAUUAUGAGCAAUAUUAGUGGUUAAAAAAAUGCAGAUUUGGAAGCGUUCGCAAUGCCCCUAGCCAAUAACAUGGAUCCAUUUGGGCUGUUACAUUGCUCCGGGCAUUCGCGGGCAAGCUCUAUGCUCGAUUUCAACGAAAGUGUCUGAAGGGCUUUUUUUAUGGGGCUUCAUGCCGAAAAAGACCCUGGGGUCAAUUUUUUCGCCGGAAUGACACUUUAAGAAAAAACAAGAUUGAAUGCGAGUGACAAAUGGACAGCAGUGAAUGUUAUGGAAAAGGGUGUUCACUCAGUUUAAGUCUUGUAACCUUUUAAAAGCAUCACACCUCACCACCAUUAGUCCUUUUCGGGAUCUAAUUGUUUGAAAAUGUAAAACUGGACACUUGCUUUUUCCUCGCAAAUUCUUAAUAAUUGCUUUCUGCUCAUUCUGCUUAUUAUAGCAAGGCCGUACAAAAAAAAUGGAAAAUGCAGAUGAAUUCGGCAGCAAUGCUUUGUCAAAACGGUGAAAUGCCUUUGUUUCUCCUGAGCACCAAAUGUGCAUUUGGUUUAGUUGGAAGACUCAAAACAUGUUGCUACUUUACUAAUCAAAGCAUUGCUGGCAGCAUUGAGUAAAUAAUGAAAACAAAACCUUAGAAACCUGUAUCAUCCUCGCUAUAUAAAUGCUACCUGUUCCUGUUUAUUUGCAUUAUGUUUCGCCUUGUAGCCAAAUGUCCUUUUUUUUUACCCAAUUAAAGUUUCAUGAAGGCAA
Messenger RNA from Gadus morhua (Atlantic cod), 4576 nucleotides. RefSeq names its product neuronal pentraxin 2a (gene nptx2a). The transcript is spliced from 5 exons. NCBI's taxonomy places the organism in Eukaryota, Metazoa, Chordata, Actinopteri, Gadiformes, Gadidae. The record is from RefSeq and is a predicted model, not a curated record. Bases 469 to 1875 code for a protein of 468 amino acids.